AUGUCUGAGAUCAAAGAAUACACCAUCAAUGUCCCACAGGCGAAGAUCGACCGCCUGAUGCGGAGGCUGCAAGACACUGACUUCCCCUCUGAAAUCGAAGAUGCCGGCUGGGGUUAUGGCUCGCCACUACCCGACAUCAAGCGCUUUGUCGAAUACUGGAAGACGAAAUUUGACUGGCGCGCCCACGAGAAGAAGAUCAACGAACUGCCCAACUACGAGGUACAGGUAAACGUCGACAAGCACGGUCCCGUAGACAUGCACUUCGUGCACCAAAAGUCUUCAAACCCCAACGCGAUCCCGCUCCUCUUCGUGCACGGCUGGCCAGGAUCGUUUCUGGAGGUUACGAAGAUUCUUCCGCUCCUCAAGGGUGGAGAUGGCAAGCCUGCCUUCCAUGUCGUGGCACCCUCCCUACCCAACUACGGCUUCUCGGGCCCAGCUCUCAAGAAAGGGUUCAAUGUAGCCCGCGCCGCUGAAGCCUGUCAUAAGGUGAUGCUCGCGCUUGGCUAUGAUCAGUAUGUCACUCAAGGUGGCGAUUGGGGCAUGUUGAUCACUCGCGCGUGUGCAUAUCUGUAUCCUCAAAAUGUGAAAGCAUGCCACAUCAACUGGCCGUGGGCCGCGAAGCCGGAAGAGUUUACAAACGGCACCAAGCCGGAGCCGGAGUACAGUGAGCGCGAGAAGAAGCAGAUGGCAGCUGGUGACAACUGGUUUCCCUUUGGCAUGGGUGACGGGCGUGGCUACAUCGCGAUCCAGUCUACUCGUCCGGCGACUCUGAACUUUGCUCUGAGGGACAGUCCAGUGGGGAUGCUGGCUUGGACUUGGGACAAGUUGGUUGCGUGGACGGAUGAUUAUCCCUGGACUGAGGAUGAAGUCUGCCUCUGGGUCUCACUGUACAUUUUCUCCCGUGCAGGACCCGAUGCCGCCUCAUACCUGUACUACGAGGCACUGCACGAUCCUGUCGAAAUCACGGUUCCAAUCAUCCAGGGAUAUAUCGAUACGCCACUCGGUAUUGCGGAUUUCCCCGUUGAGAUUGCUAACAACCCUGUGAGCUGGAGACAUACUAUGGGUCCCAUCGCCUUCCAGAAGAUAUACGAGAAAGGCGGACACUUUGCAGGCUGGGAGCGUCCGACAGACAUUGCAGAGGGUUUAUGCGAAAUGUUCGGCAAGGGCGGUGGAGCUCAUGGCGUUGUUCCAGGCAAAGAUGGUUACUAG
Messenger RNA from Fulvia fulva, 1209 nucleotides. Its product is annotated as Putative epoxide hydrolase. Gene Ontology annotation, molecular function: epoxide hydrolase activity. Bases 1 to 1209 code for a protein of 402 amino acids. Gene Ontology annotation, biological process: epoxide metabolic process. The record is from RefSeq and is a predicted model, not a curated record. The transcript has 3 exons. NCBI's taxonomy places the organism in Eukaryota, Fungi, Ascomycota, Dothideomycetes, Mycosphaerellales, Mycosphaerellaceae.